CACUGUGUCCUGUGGUGUGGUUCACUUUACCUUUGAAACUGCUUCAUUUUUGAGCUUAUGCCCUGAAAUGAGCUGGAAAAAUGGUCGGACGGCGUGGAUAAAACAAAUACAUCAUCGUGGGGGCCACAUAACUUUGACACCAGCUAGUGACUGGUGUUGGGGUCACAAGCCAAACCGCGUCCAUAAAAAUGAUAAAACCCACAUUUCCCACUUGAAUGAUCCUAAUAUGUCCGUUGAUUAGGUGGGCCACACACGAACAAAGAUAUAGACACCUGGAGGAACAAGAUGAACGGUCUAGAUUCAAGACGCAUGGGUUGGCUAAUCAAGAUUAGGACUUGAAUCUGAGCCCAGCCAAAAUAAAAAAUUCAUAAGCCACCGCAGAAGCCCUAGUGCCGAUGAUCCCCCAGUUUCAUGUCCACCAGAUGAACGUUCCAGAUCACCAAUGCUGUACUUAUUCCCGGCUCGAGUACCUAUAAUGCCUCCUCGACAUGCUCGCCGCGGGUAGUGUGACCCACAACAAUGCUAUUUCCCGCAAUUCCUUCGGACCCGUUUCUAUGGCUUCUCCUCCUCUCACCCAACUUCCUUUGCCUGCAAAACACACCUCACUGCCCAGUAACAAAAACCGCCUUUCCUUGAAUAGGGCUCACCACCCGUUCGAUGAAAUUCCCCAAAGAGACGUCGUCUCAUGGACGUCCUCCAUUGCUCGCCACUGCCGCAGCGGCCGUUUCUCAGAAGCCGCCUCAGCACUGACCCAUAUGCGACUCGCCCACGUCGAGCCCAACUAUAUAACGUUCGUAAUUAUACUCUCUGCUUGCGGCGAUUUCCCCUCCGAAGCUUCCCGUUUCGGCUGUUCGAUUCAUGGGUAUAUUCGGAAACUGGGCAUCGACCAUGACAACGUUGUGUUGGGGACGGCCCUCGUCGGUAUGUAUGCGAAAUCCGCUCGUCUCGAUUCCGCCCGCCAAGCUUUCGACGAAAUGAAUGUAAAGAAUUCGGUUUCCUGGAACACAAUGAUCGAUGGGUACAUGAGGAACGGCGAAGUGGAGGCCGCUAUUUCUUUAUUUGAUUCGAUGCCGAAGAGAGAUAAGGUGUCUUGGACCGCGUUGAUCAGUGGGUUUGUCAAGAACGGCCAUUUCGAAGAAGCGUUAGAGUGUUUCCGAGAAAUGCAACUUGCAGACGUUGACGCUGACUAUGUGACCGUUGUAGCCGUCCUUAACGCGUGCACGAAUUUGGGUGCACUUGGGCAAGGCUUGUGGACGCACCGGUAUGUGCAGCAACGAGAUUUCAGUGAGAACAUGCGGCUUAGCAAUUCUCUGAUCGACAUGUAUGCACGCUGUGGGUGUAUCAAUUUUGCUCGCCAGGUGUUCAAUAAAAUGCCAAAGCGAAGCUUAGUCUCUUGGAAUUCAAUAAUUGUCGGCUUCGCCAUUAACGGACAUGCUGAGGAUGCUCUCGAACACUUCUCUCUAAUGCAAAAGGCGGGAUUCAAGCCAGAUGGCGUGAGCUUCACAGGAGCACUCACUGCCUGUAGCCAUGCUGGCCUAAUCAACGAGGGGCUUCAGUACUAUGACAAGAUGAGGAGGGUCUACAGCAUUUCAUCAAGAAUCGAGCAUUAUGGAUGCAUGGUGGACCUUCUUAGCCGGGCCGGGCGCUUGGAGGACGCACUGCGAGUGAUCGAGAGCAUGCCCAUGAAGCCGAAUGAAGUAGUGGUGGGAUCCUUGUUGGCGGCUUGCAGAACCCAUGGAGAUGUUGGUUUGGCUGAGAGGUUGAUGGAUUAUCUCGUCCACUUGGAGCCUGAUUGCGAUUCAAAUUACGUGCUGCUCUCGAACAUUUACGCCGCAGUUGGAAGGUGGGAUGGGGUAAGCAAGGUGAGGAACACCAUGAAGGACCGUGGGAUAAGUAAGAAGCCUGGUUUUAGUGCCGUUGAGAUUGAUUGCAGCAGCCAUGAAUUUGUGGCCGGUGACAAAUCACAUCAACAAUCUGAAGAUAUCUAUGCUCUACUUGAUCAGCUUUCUCAUGAGCUAAAGUUAUAUGGAUAUGUUCCUGAAAGUAUUGUAGGAGCUCCAGCUGUCUAUGAUUGAAGCCGAAAAUGUGUUACUAUCACAAAGAAAAGACUCUUUUAUUUAUUUAUAUGUAAUCUGUGCGUGUGAUGAAACAACAAAUGGAGCUUUUUCAUUGCA
This is a messenger RNA of Magnolia sinica, 2174 nucleotides long. Its product is annotated as pentatricopeptide repeat-containing protein At1g05750, chloroplastic. The record is from RefSeq and is a predicted model, not a curated record. Bases 489 to 2075 code for a protein of 528 amino acids. Gene Ontology annotation, molecular function: RNA binding; protein binding. Gene Ontology annotation, biological process: RNA modification. Lineage: Eukaryota; Viridiplantae; Streptophyta; Magnoliopsida; Magnoliales; Magnoliaceae. The transcript has a single exon.